Messenger RNA from Aspergillus puulaauensis, 1029 nucleotides. RefSeq names its product MAPK protein hog1. Gene Ontology annotation, cellular component: nucleus; cytoplasm. Gene Ontology annotation, molecular function: ATP binding; MAP kinase activity. Bases 1 to 1029 code for a protein of 342 amino acids. The record is from RefSeq and is a predicted model, not a curated record. The transcript is spliced from 9 exons. Lineage: Eukaryota; Fungi; Ascomycota; Eurotiomycetes; Eurotiales; Aspergillaceae. Gene Ontology annotation, biological process: stress-activated MAPK cascade; cellular response to oxidative stress; protein phosphorylation.
AUGAAUGAAUUCGUCCGUGGCCAGAUUUUGGGCUCCACAUUCGAGGUCACCAGCAGAUACACAGAUUUGCAGCCUAUAGGAACAGGUGCUUUUGGACUAGUCUGCUCCGCAACUGAUCAAUUGACUGCACAGCCAGUUGCCGUCAAAAAAGCUGUGAGGCCUUUCAGCAGCCCAGAUAUCUCCAGACGGACAUACCGUGAACUGAAGCUCCUAAAGCACCUGCCACAUGAAAAUGUUAUUACCUUGAGUGACAUUUUCAUUUCUCCUCUUGAGGACAUGUACUUCGUCACAGACCUCCUUGAUACCGAUCUUCACAAACUGCUUCUUUCUAGACCACUGGAGAAGCAGUUCAUCCAGUAUUUCCUAUAUCAGAUCCUGCGGGGACUGAGAUAUAUCCACUCAGCAGGUGUGGUUCACCGCGACCUUAAGCCCAGUAAUAUCCUCGUGAAUGAGAAUUGUGAUCUCAAGAUUUGCGAUUUCGGACUGGCUCGUAUCCAGGACCCGCAGAUGACAGGAUAUGUUUCAACCAGAUACUACCGUGCACCUGAAAUCAUGCUCACGUGGCGGAAGUAUGAUGCGGGAGUGGAUAUCUGGAGCGCAGCAUGUAUCUUUGCUGAGAUGUUGGAGGGAAAGCCUCUGUUUCCCGGGAGAGAUCAAGUUCAUCAGUUCUCCCUUAUUACAGGGCUUCUUGGUACCCCUCCCGACGAUGUAAUCGAGACUAUUUGCAGUGAAAAUACUUUACAAUUCGUCAAAUCCCUACCCCAGCGGGAGCGCCAACCCUUGGGCAAGAAGUUCAGAAAUGCCGACGCAGACGCUGUGGAUCUUCUUGAGCGAAUGCUUGUCUUUGCCCCGAAGGAGCGUAUUCGCGCCGAGCAGGCGCUUGCGCAUGAAUACCUUGCCCCAUACCACGAUCCGACUGAUGAGCCAGAGGCGGACAAGUUUGACUGGUCCUUUGAUGAUGCCGACUUGCCUGUGGAUACUUGGAAGGCCAUGAUGUAUUCGGAAAUUUUGGAUUUUCACAAUCUCUGA